This is a messenger RNA of Cannabis sativa, 2733 nucleotides long. RefSeq lists its product as uncharacterized. The record is from RefSeq and is a predicted model, not a curated record. Bases 332 to 2611 code for a protein of 759 amino acids. Gene Ontology annotation, biological process: mRNA splicing, via spliceosome. Lineage: Eukaryota; Viridiplantae; Streptophyta; Magnoliopsida; Rosales; Cannabaceae. Gene Ontology annotation, cellular component: post-mRNA release spliceosomal complex. The transcript is spliced from 11 exons.
AUACAAGUGUGCUAAAGAGCCAUCAUUAACUCCCAAACAAAACGAUACGCUUUUUAGUUUUAGUUAUUUUCCUUAUCAACCUCGUUAACCCAAGACACCAUAGCUACCUUUUUUCCCCUUCCUAUUCCUUCACGCUGCCACGCCUAAUUCACUUCUUAGGGCUUGUUUCUUCUUCUUCUUCUUCCUCUUAAAUCUAGGGCUUGCUUCUUGUUCUUCUUCACGAGGGUUUAGGAUCAUGGAUGCAGCCCACCAAGCUUAGGAUCAACUCGGAAGAUCACUACAGAAGGUGUUGAUUUUUCGAAUUGGAAGUUUGAGUCCGGAAGUUGGAACUAUGCUUGGAGGUGUGAAGUUCAUACCCCGUGAUCAGAUUGCUAAGGAUGAUGGCUCAGAUGAUUUGAAGAAAGAAAGUAAGAAAUCGAGUAGAAAGGAGAAGCAUAAGAGUAAAAAAAGACGUUCACGGUAUAGUAGUUCUGAUGAAGAUCUUGAGAGAGUAAAGAAAAAUUCUAGAAAGAAGAAAUGGUACUCAUCUGAUGAACAUUCGUCUUCGUAUUCAUCAGAAAGUUCAUCUGAAGAUGAAAAGAGAGGACGUAGUAGGAGGAAGGGAAAAAAAAGUUACGAUGAUAGCUCUGGGGAGGAGGCUAAUGAAAAAUCAAAUAGGAAAUCAAAAGGUAGAAAAGAAGGAAGUAAGGAACAUAGAAGGAAAGUGGAUAAUAAAGGGAGUCGACAAGACAAUGCAGAACAAGACAUGUCUGAUGACAGUAGAGGAGCUGAUAUUGUUAGGAAGGAAAUUGGGUUAGAGUGGAUGCUUAGACCAGAAGCAAAAACCGAUAGAAGACAUGAAGAAACCAUUGAGAAUGAGUCGGCUGUGGAUAAUAAGAGUGAGGAGAAAAGGACAGUCAAUCCCAGAGAAUUGAAUCCAUAUUUUAAGGAAGACGGAUCUGGUUAUCCUGAAGAAAAUGAUGAGCCUAAAGCUGGCGACCCAAAACUUUUAUCUUCAUCUCUUGUUGGAGACGGAGGUGCAAGUUGGAGACUUAAAGCGUUGAAGCGUGCAAGAGAGCAAGCAGCACGUGACGGAAGAAAGGUUGAUGAGGUCGUUGAAGAGCGUUGGGGAUCUCUUGGUCAAUUGGCUGUAUCUGUAGCUUCUCAUAAAGCUGCCCCAUCUCGUGCACAUCUGCAUGCCAUAAAAAGUAGACAAAGAGGGCAUGCUGAUGAAAGUAAUACCGACUCAGAAAAUCGGCCCGAGAAGGAUACUGAAAUGAAGCCAAAUCGAGACUACCUGAAAGAUGUAUCUGUCAAGCGACCUAAAAUGAAGGAGCCCAAAGUUCAAGAUUCUUUGUCAUGGAGAAAGCAAAGAAAUCAAAAUGUCUCUACCCAGGAUGCUGGUCUUAUUUCUGAUACAAUAUCUAGCUUAAAUAAAUUUGCAGAUGAUGGAAGCUUUCUGCGUGGAGUUCUUCAAAAGCAGAGUAAUAAUUCUGGUAGAAGUAGUCCUGAAAGAGACAAAGUAAAUUUGAAAACUGAGACAAGCUCAAUAGUACAGGAAUCAUUAAGCGCAAAUCAGCUAGCAGCCAAGGCUUUACAACUUCGCAUGAAAGGGAAGCAUGAAGAAGCUGAGAAACUUAUGAAAGAAAUGGAGAUUAUCAAGGCUAAGCAGGAUGUUGGUAAUACUCUCCAUAGGCCAUCGAAGCCUGAAAGCUCCAGCCGUGCUGUUAUUCAGGGUGUAUCUCUUGGACGGAAGAAGAAUAAAGAGGAUGAUGCUGAUAUGCAUCUAGCUCAAAAGAUUAUGCAGAACAAACAAUACAGUAUGUCAGGUCGAGCAGAUGAUGAAUAUGACUUUGAUGAUGGCCCAAGAAAGAAGUCACAGAAGAAGCGGGGAGGUAAUGAUCAGGCUAACCAGAAAAAUGUGAUUGUUAAUCGUUUCUCUUCAAACCAGCAAGAGCGCUGCAUUUUCUGUUUGGAGAAUCCCAGAAGGCCCAAACAUCUUGUCGUGGCAAUAGGAAAUUACACAUAUUUGAUGUUACCACAACAAGAGCCUUUGGUGCCUGGUCAUUGUUGCAUAUUAACCAUGCAGCAUGUACCCUCCACGGUCAGUGUUGAUGAUGAUGUUUGGGAAGAAAUUCGAAACUUCAAGAAAUGUCUCAUUAUGAUGUUUGCAGAGAAAGAGAAGGAUGUUGUGUUUCUGGAAACAGUGGUUGAUUUGCCUCAACAACGCCGCCAUUGUUUAGUUGAAUGUAUUCCUGUGCCUCGAGAAACCGAUGAAGACCCUGUGAACUAUUUUAAAAAGGAAAUACGUGAUGCUGAAGAUGAUUGGGCUGUUGCCAAGAAUGUUGACACUGAUUCAAAAGGAUUGCGCGGUAAAAUUCCCAAGAACAUCCCAUACUUUCAUGUUGAAUUUGGUCUAAAGAGAGGAUUUCUCCAUCAAAUCGAUGAUGAAGAACAAUUCAGGAGUGGUUUUGGCCUGAAUGUCAUGAGAGGAAUACUUGAGCUGCCCGAGGAAGAUAUGUACCGUCGCAGGCGCCAGAGGUCUGAGUCAGUGUCGGAACAAAUGCAAGCUGUUCAGAAAUUCACCCGUGAUUGGGAGCCAUUUGACUGGACAAAGCAGCUGCAUCAAUGAUAAUGUUAACAUUUUAUUUUGUUUUUGUAAGCAAUGCUAACAUUUGAUUUCAUUGUAACAUAGAAUAACAUUUUUGUAGCCUUGGAAGGAAAAAAAGAAAAUAUGGAACAUGAUUUAUUUCA